Messenger RNA from Columba livia (rock pigeon), 5371 nucleotides. RefSeq names its product RB transcriptional corepressor like 1 (gene RBL1). Bases 70 to 3279 code for a protein of 1069 amino acids. The transcript is spliced from 22 exons. The record is from RefSeq and is a predicted model, not a curated record. Gene Ontology annotation, cellular component: nucleus; chromatin; transcription regulator complex. NCBI's taxonomy places the organism in Eukaryota, Metazoa, Chordata, Aves, Columbiformes, Columbidae. Gene Ontology annotation, molecular function: RNA polymerase II transcription regulatory region sequence-specific DNA binding. Gene Ontology annotation, biological process: regulation of transcription by RNA polymerase II; cell differentiation; negative regulation of G1/S transition of mitotic cell cycle.
AGCCGCCGCUCCCUUCCGGCGGAGGCGUUUUGGCGCGCGGAGCCCCAGGCCGGCCGGGCCGGUCCCGCCAUGUCCCGCCCGGCGCCGCCGCCCGCCGAGCCCGGCGCCGCCAUCGAGCGGCUCUGCCAGGACCUCAACCUGGACGCGGUCAGCGCCGCCGAGGCGCUGCGGGACUUCACGGCGCUGCGGGGCACGUACAGCCUGGAGGGCGAGGCGCUGCACUGGCUGGCCUGUGCCCUGUACGUCGCCUGCCGCAAGAGCCGGGUGCCCACGGUGGGCAGUGGGCUGAUGGAGGGGAAUGGCGUGUCCCUCACCAGGAUCCUGCGCUCCGCCAGACUCAGUUUAAUUCAGUUUUUUAGCAAAAUGAAGAAGUGGAUGGACAUGUCAAAUCUACCACAGGAAUUCCGAGAGCGAGUGGAGAGGCUGGAGAGAAAUUUUGAAGUGUCGACUGUGAUUUUCAAAAAGUUUGAACCGAUAUUUUUGGAUAUAUUUCAAAACCCUUACGAAGAAACUUCUAAACCACUGCGAAGCAGGAAACAGAGACGGGUGCCCUGCGGUGCUAAAGAUCUCUUCAACUUCUGCUGGACGCUCUUUGUGUACACUAAGGGUAAUUUCCGUAUGAUCGGAGAUGAUUUAGUAAAUUCCUAUCAUUUGCUUCUGUGCUGCUUGGACCUGAUUUUUGCAAAUGCCCUUUUGUGUCCAAAUAGAAGAGAUUUGCUAAAUCCAUCAUUUAAAGGAUUACCAGUGGGUUUCCACGCCACAGAGAUCAAAGCCUCUGCAGACGCUCCGUGCAUCAUUGCGGCGCUGUGCGAGCUGCACGACGGGCUUUUAGUAGAAGCAAAAGGAAUAAAGGAGCACUACUUUAAACCAUACAUUGCAAAACUGUUUGAUAGGAAGAUCUUAAAAGGAGAAUGUCUGUUGGAUCUUUGCAAUUUUACAGAAAAUAACAAAGCACUGAAUAAAGAGUAUGAGGAGUACGUUCUGACAGUGGGUGACUUCGACGAGCGAGUUUUCCUGGGAGCUGAUGCUGAGGAAGAAAUUGGCACUCCUCGGAAGUUCCCUGCAGAUGUGCCGGUAGGGAAGCCGGCAGCCAGGGCUCACGUGGAGUGUCAUCUGCAGCAGCACUUCGAAAAGAAAAGGUCGUUUGCACCUUCAACCCCGCUGACGGGCAGGAGAUACCUCCGAGAGAAGGAAGCCGUCAUCACUCCUGUCGCCUCAGCAACACAAAGCGUGAGCCGGCUGCAGAACAUGGUGGCCGGAUUGAAAAAUGCACCGAGUGAACAACUUAUCGCUAUUUUUGAGUCGUGUGCCCGCAGCCCUGUGGGAAGCGUCAUGAGCAGAGUGAAAGAAAUAGGCGAGACGUUCUGUCGCAGCUACACCCAGUCAACAGCUGAGCAGCCGGGAUCUCACAUCGAUUUUGCUGUAAACAGAUUUAAGCUGGCGGAGAUCCUGUACUAUAAAAUCCUGGAGACUAUAAUGGUGCAAGAAACACGAAGACUGCACGGGAAGGAUCUGACUGCGCUGCUGGAGCAGGACGUCUUCCACCGCUCCCUCAUGGCGUGCUGCCUGGAGAUCGUGCUCUUCGCAUACAGCUCCCCGCGUACCUUCCCCUGGAUCAUCGAAGUUCUCGACCUCAGGCCGUUCCAUUUCUAUAAGGUAAUUGAAGUCCUGAUUCGGUCUGAGGAAGGACUCUCCAGAGACAUGGUGAAGCACCUCAACAGCAUCGAGGAACAAAUUCUCGAGAGUCUUGCCUGGACGCGGGACUCGGCCCUCUGGAGUGCGCUCCAGGCCUCGGAAAACAAGGUGCCAACCUGUGAAGAAGUGAUAUUUCCCAGUAAUUUUGAAGCAAGCAAUGGAGGAGUUGGGCUUGGGCAUUUGCCUAUGAUGCCAAUAUCUCCUAUAAUUCAUCCUCGAGUAAAAGAGGUUCGGACAGAUCUCAGUGGGAGUUUAAGGCGGGACGUGCAGCCGUUGUCACCCAUCUCCGUUCACGAGCGCUACAGUUCUCCUACCGCUGGAAGUGCGAAGAGGAGGCUCUUUGGGGACGACAGCCCCAAGGAAAUGCAGAUGGAAAAAAUCCUGACUGAAGGAACGAAGUUGACAAUUUCUCCGGCAUCAAGCAUCGCUGCUGAAAAUAUGUCCGUUUCUCCUGGCCAGACAGUACUGACCAUGACAACAGCUACGGUACCAGGGAAAAUGGGACAGAAGGUCACUGUCCCGCUGCAUGGUAUUGCCAGUGACAUGGGGGGGAUCACACUGAUCCCCAUCUCCAUGAACUUCGGUCAGCCCUGUAAGGUGGAGGUGCAGGUGAACCAGGCACCAGAACUGCACCUGUCAGCAGCAAGCAAGCCAAGGAGGACGGGAUCCCUGGCACUGUUCUACAGAAAGGUCUAUCAUCUGGCCAGCGUGCGCCUGCGUGACCUGUGCUUGAAACUGGACGUUUCCAAUGACUUGCGCAGGAAGAUAUGGACGUGCUUUGAAUUCACGCUGGUUCACUGUGCUGAUCUAAUGAAGGACAGGCAUUUGGACCAGCUCCUCCUCUGCGCCUUUUAUAUCAUGGCAAAGGUGACCAAAGAGGAAAGAACGUUUCAGGACAUAAUGAAAAGUUACAGAAAUCAGCCACAAGCCAAUAGCCACGUUUACAGGAGCGUCUUGUUGAAAAGUGUUUCUGCGGAUGCCCAGCUGGACAAAAAUGCAAAGCAAGAUGUGGAGAUGAGAGAAGAGUCGCCUGUGGAAACCGGCGGUUCCUCGGGACAAUCCGCAGCAGAGAGCUCGAGUGAGUCGGAAACAGAGGAGAGAGGAGAUCUGAUUAAAUUUUACAACGCAGUCUAUGUAGCAAGAGUAAAAUCAUUUGCCCUGAAGUACGAUGUCACAAACCAGGAUCACGUAUCACUGCUCUUAGAUUCCCUCUGCUGGGGCUCCCGUCCCGACGUGUCCCCGUUGCAGGUGGACGCGCCCCCCUUGUCUCCGUUCCCGCACAUCAAGCAGCAGGCGGGGUCUCCUCGGCGCAUCUCGCAGCAGCACUCGCUCUACGUGUCGCCCCACAAGAACGGCGCCUGCCUGACGCCCCGCUCCGCGCUCAUGUAUAAAUUCAGCGGGAGCCCUUCCAAGAGUUUGAAGGACAUCAACAACAUGAUCAAACAAGGUGAACACAGGAGUAAGAAACGAGCAAUAACGAUUGAUAGUGACACUGAAUCCCCCACAAAGCGACUCUGCCAGGAAAAUGAUGAUGUUCUACUUAAACGUCUCCAGGAUGUUGUCAGCGAAAGAGCAAAUCAUUAAAACCGCUGGGUUUCUAUGGGGUCUGCAAGCUCUGGAGUUGGAUACAACUGUUGUGCUAUUUAUUUCUUGCUUUUACAGACAACUGCCAAGAAUCUCUAACAACUCUCACCUGAGGAUGCAGAAAGCAAGAGCUAAGUAGUAAAUGCUGGAGGAUGAGAAGUGGUGAUGAUCCGUGUUCCCAAAGGCCUUGCUGUGUUACAGGUUACUCUGUUUGAGCUGUUUUAGCAAAGCAGUGACCUGUAGAAAGCCAUAUUGGAUGUUCUUGAGCCUAAUUUAGAGCAUCAUGAGUUCUGAGUGUAACUCAGCUUCUCAUAACACUGGUUUUACUUUCAUAAUAGGAAUGACAAGGAAAUGAGUGAAGCCAGUGACAUUUCCUCAAGCUUUUGGUAUUUGGGGAAGAAACUUUGAAAGUGCCUUAUUUUAAAAGAAUGUGGAGUUUUAUGUAUUAUUUUGCUGUGGGGUAACUGGAGUGGAGAUCAAGUUGUUCCUUCAGCCUCGGGAAGAGCUGAGCGGUUUAGAACGCUGUGAUUUGUGCCGCGCUCCGUCUCUGGUCACAACCCCUAAAGGUGCAUGUUACGAGGUGGAUCAGACGGCUUUUGCAGUAACAAAGUCAAUAAUCAAAAAUACAAAUGGCAGGGACUAAAACUGCACCCGCGUCCGAUAAAGCCCUGAGGCUCCGCUCAGCGGGUCCCGGUCCCGUUUCCGCCCCUGGGAGCCGCAGCAGGACAGCAGGACAGCCCCGCGCUGGACGCUGCUCGUACCCAGGACGAGCUGGUUCCAGCUCAAAACCAGCUGGUACUUCGGCCAUCCGACAGCUCUUCACACGCACAAAUCCAUUGAACAAGUUGUAUCUCUAUUUUAUUUUUUCCCGAAGGUCUUAGCCUCUUGUGUAGUAUCUACACUGAAUGUAAGCCCAUCAGAUAAGGCGUUUUUGUAUAUAUAUGGGGUUUUAUAGCUGUUAAAGGAAAUGGAAACGUGUACAUUCCAGCAUGCAGUUCUUGUAAUGAAGUUUUUAGCGCGGAGAAAUUUGGUAGGGUCAAAAGUUUAUUGAUUACUGUAAUUCAGUAGCUUGGUCUUAUUUCAUAAUUGCAUUUAAGAUUAGAGCCACAGAGAAACUUCUUGCACUGUAUUCUUCAGUUUAAUGUGUAUGUUGAACUGAAGAAAGAGUCUGAACGGUUACAAGGGACCGUUGAGUGCACGGUUUGGUUUGUUCGGUGUGUGCUGCGGGAUGUGCUGUCCCAAGGCCGGGAAGAGCGCCGCGCUGGCUCCGGGCAGCCCCAGCGAAUGGGCCUGGCCAGCGACGACGGGGAAAUGCGUAUUUCAAAGUGCGCGUGUGCAGGGACCCUACUCAGCGGUGAGUAGGAAGUUUACAAACGCAAUCAUUUGGUUUUGAAUCAUUAACUACUUCAAUAUAUAUAUUUUUAAGGUGUUACUUCUGAAAGGCCCGACUGCAGCGCGCUGCGGUGUGAGCAGACGGCCGUGCGGUGCGCUGGGUUUCAUGCAGAUUCUGCUGUUCGCUUCCUCUUACUUUAUUCCAUUUUUACUAUUUGUCUUCAGAUCUUGAGAUAAAAAGCACAGGAGGAACACCCUUUGUGUCCUGUUCAUCAGCGCUGUCACAAAUAUCGGUUCAGCUCGUGUGCUCCGGUCGCUCAAGGGCUCCUGCGCGGUGGGGAAAUGGGGAAUCUUGCUGCAGCUCUGGGCAGAGUGUUUGUUUGCGAGGGGAAUUGCAGCAUCGUACCCGCAGCUUCACAGCCCGAGUCCAGCAAUAUUGUCUGAGCAGAGUUUAGCUCAUUUGGUUUAAUUCAACAUCCCGCGCGGGUCUCUCCUCACCACCCUGUUACUGCGUUCUCUGAAACUGUAGGAAACUGAUGGUGCUAAAAUCCUCAUUGUCGUUAGGUGUAGUGUUUUUUCACUAGAAAAAGGGACGUACUGCAACUGGACGUAGCGCAGAUUUUUUUCACCUUUUUAUAGAAAAUAUAUUUUUGGACUUUCUGAACAGUUAAAGUUUAUAUGAAAAUUUUGUAACGGUUUCAAAGUGCCUUCACCUGUAAAUAUGUAUUUUAUAACGAACAAUUAAAGUAUUUUAACCCGC